CGCCCAGUUUAAAAAAAAAAAAAAAAACAGAGUCUUUUCUUCAAGAAGAUCUUUACACUCUCACUAACUCUCUCUCACACACACAAGAAGAAGAAGAAGACCAUCACGAAUCUGAGCUAUUAUGAGUUGGUUGUGGAAAAAAGAUUCAUCCUCCUCCGACGCUGGUAACGAUUUCACAGAUCAGCAGCUCGGAGACUCCACUUCCAACGGGUACUGCACCACCACGGAGGUUGAAAGAAAGGUGUGCAAGACGACGAAGGGCUGGCGCGGUAAAUCCGUCAAGAAAUGCGAAGAAUCCAAGGAGUUCCACAUCCGUUGUGUAGGGAAGCCUUACAGAGUCGCCCAAACCAACACGGAAGACGAUCUCAAGGCUCUCCCGAAGCAGGAUGAUGAGAAUCCUCUAAUGCUCUCUAUCGAUGCAGGUGCCAUGAAACGAAAGAUGAAAGAGGCUCUUGGAACCAGCAGGUUAUAUGGAAAGCAUUUGUAAAAGAGGAAAUGAAUACCCUAAGUAACUCAAGAAGUGCCCACUAGGUUUCAUAGAAAAUGCAAGAGGCAAAUCAACAUGAAGCCUAUCUCUCUCACCUCUACUUUAGUUUCUUGCUUUCUAUCUUUGUUAACCUUCUGUUGUUACUGAAUGUAACUUGAAUGUUGGAAAAGAACGCAGCAUUUUAAUGAAUUGGAUCUAGAGUUUUAAGUAA
Camelina sativa (false flax) is the source of this 698-nucleotide messenger RNA. RefSeq names its product fra a 1-associated protein-like. The record is from RefSeq and is a predicted model, not a curated record. NCBI's taxonomy places the organism in Eukaryota, Viridiplantae, Streptophyta, Magnoliopsida, Brassicales, Brassicaceae.